AUAGUGAAGACUAUGAAAACGGUGCGUUUUUACGGGGGCGCGGGUUAUAUAUUGUUGAAGAUCAAAGAGUCUUCUGCAACUUCCAGAGUCACUGUUCUUUGCAACCUAUUAGAAACCCAAGAGAAAAGUGGAAGCCUUUUAAGUUUUCAUGUUAUAUGGGAAUGGAUAAUAAAGAAGGCAAAUCAAGAUCUGAAUUGAAGCAGAGGAUCUUCAAGAUUUUUAAGGAUUUUUUGACGAGGGUCACAAAGCUAGAGGAAUUAGGCAGAGUUGGAAGCAGAUUACUUCUCAACUUUCAGGAAGGACUUGAAUUUCUACGACGUCCUCCUAUAAACAGGACAUCCGAACUGAUUGAGAAGAUUCUUAAAGUUAAUGAAACAGAAAGGCUCAGAUCAUAUAUUGAAGCAGGUGGUAUCAACAGUCAUGAUGCUGUUAAGAGCAUGGACAAGUUACAUAUAUGCCUACAUGGACUUCAUGAUCAUGUAACUAAAGCCAAAAUCAUGCUCAGUGAACUUGAGUGCCUGCUAGAAGAUGUGGAGUCCACAAUGAGAACUGUUAAUGAAUGCCCUUCUCCAAGGGAUAAAGAAAUGAACAAUGGAUUGGAGAACCAAGUAUCUAUGGAAAAGGAUGAAAUGACUCUGUAUGGCCCUGAAGAAUCCGAAAUCACAGAGUUUGGUAUCCUGAUGGGGAUCAUUUACAGCAUGUUGAAGCAAGACUACCUGAUGCAGGAAAGGAUUGUUAAAGCUUUAAACCUCACGUCAUCAUCAGGUGAAUUAGAGAGCUACAACCUGAUGUGGUCGUUGCGGCCGUUUGUCAAGGAUGAAAUCAUGCAUCAAGCUUGGAGAUAUAUUCCUUGAUCAUCUUUGCUGGAUUUUUUUCACAUUUUCCUUCCAGUUCAUCAUUUGGGUUGCAAUAGAAUAGGGUUUUUUUUUUUUUUUUUUUACCCUUUUUCCCCCCUUUUCUGUGUUUUUUGGUCCUAUUUAUAUAUAUUUUCAAGCUCUCCCAAACUUAUGGGAUCUAAUUUAAUAAUAAAUAAAGAAAGAUGCAUA
This is a messenger RNA of Carica papaya (papaya), 1046 nucleotides long. RefSeq names its product FAD-binding protein. Lineage: Eukaryota; Viridiplantae; Streptophyta; Magnoliopsida; Brassicales; Caricaceae. The record is from RefSeq and is a predicted model, not a curated record.